AUGGAAGCAGCUGCGGUUGGCACCGCGGUCGGCAAGCUCGCGCCUAAGCUCUAUGACCUGCUGCUAGCAAAUCGCAGGGUGCGCGCGGAUCUGGAGCAUGACAUCGAGUCCAUCAAGAAGGAGCUUCUCAUGAUCUCUGCCGUCAUCCGACAAGAUGGCGGGAGGAGGAGGGGCGGCGACGACGACGUCCACGGCCGCUGGAUCGCGAUGGUGCGUGAGCUGGCGCGCGAGAUCGAGGACUGCGUCGACAGCUUCACGCACCGCGUGGCGCUCGCGUCCGGCACGUCGUGGAUCCGUCGGAAACUCCACCGGGUGAAGACGGUGAGGGCCCGUAACCAGUUUGCUGCGGCCAUCCGCCGUCUCAAGAAGAAAUCAGCCGAGGCAGCCAUGCUGCGAAACAAGUACGAGCCAGAUGCAUCCUCCGUGCCCACAACAAACUUCCACACCGGCAACACCGGAUCCAGCUGCAACUUGGUACCUGAUGAUGAUGAGGAUACGGAGACGGACACCGUGGCCGUGGGCAUCGACGCUCAGCGGGAUGAGCUCCUGGAGAUGAUAAGGGGGCAACAACCCGAGGAUCUCAAGGUGAUCUCCCUUGUUGGGUUCGGUGGAAUAGGGAAGACUCUUCUCGCCCGGCAAGCCUACGACGACACGGUUGAGGAAGGGGAAUACCACGUACGGGCUUGGGUUCGUGCUGCGGACAAAGAUGCAAGAGAUGUUCUCAAGGGAAUACUCCGGCAGCUUGGAGUUUCAGGCAGCAGCUCCUGCCAUCUCAGGAAGCUCCGCGCAAGCCUCAGGGAGUGCCUCGGAAGCAAGAGGUUCUUCAUUGUGAUUGAUGACAUACGAGCCGCAUUUUGGCACGAUAUAAAAGAUGCCUUCCCUGUUGUUCCGGGAGUGAGCAGCAUAGUUAUGGUGACGACAGCCAUUCAGUCCAUAGCAAAUGCCUGCAGCACCACCCAUGGUCAUGUCUAUGUGAUGAAAACUCUAGCCGAGGAACAUUCAAGACAAUUGUUCCUCAAAGAAGCUUUCUUGGAAGAUGCACCAGCACCUGGUGAUCGCUUGCAGCUUAGUACUUCACAAGCACUGACCAAAUGUGAUGGUCUACCCCUUGCUCUUGUUACCACUGCCCAGUUCUUGCAAAGUAGAGGGAAUCCAGAAAGGUGGGGAAAUCUAUGCAAAUACCUUGGCAAACAUUUGGAGACAGAAAAUACCUUAGCAAGAAUGAAGCGUGUGCUCGUCCAUAGCUACACUAGCCUUGGUAGUGAAGAUGUCAAGACCUGCUUGCUAUAUCUGAGUAUUUACUCAAGUGGCCAUCCAAUCAGAAGAGGAAUUCUGAUAAGGAGAUUGUUAGCUGAAGGACUCAUCAACGAAGACAAUAGACGCAGUGCCCUCAGUGUUGCUAUUGACUGUUUUAAUGAGCUGGUCAAUCGGAGUAUCAUUCAACCUAUUCAUGCCAGCGGUGCAGAGGUGAAGAAAUGCCAGACUCAUGGCAUGAUGCUCGAGUUCAUCCUGCACAAGUCCAUGUGUGAAGACUUUGUUACAUCAUUGUAUCAUAAGGAUCCCCUACCUGGGAGUAAUAUCCGUUGGCUUUCACUGCACAAUAAAACUGUUGAAAGGUCCAAAAUGAAUCCAAAGAGUUUACGUCUUGUCCGGUCCCUGACAGUCUUCGGUAAGGCGCACAAAUCUGUCUUGGACUUUUCCAUGUACAAACUGUUGCGUGUCUUGGAUCUAGAAGAGUGCAAUGAACACUUGGAUGACAAGCAUCUCAAGGAGAUAUGCAACCUGUUGCUGCUCAGAUACCUAAGCCUCGGGGGCGCUGUUAUGGUUACUGUGCUUCCCAAAGAGGUCAAGAAGCUUCAAUUUUUGGAGACAUUGGACAUAAGAAAAACCAAGAUAGAGAUUCUGCCCGCACAAGUCAUGGAGCUGCCAUGUUUAGUUCAUCUGUUUGGAAAGUUCAAGCUCCAACACAAUGUCGGAGACCGGAGAAUGGGUAAGCUAAAGACUUGGUUAUCAGAGAACAGCAAAUUAGAAACGCUGUCCGGAUUUGUUGUGGACAAGAGCCAAGAAUUGCCACAGCUCAUGGAUCAUAUGGAGUACCUGACAAAGGUAAAAGUAUGGUGCGAGUCCACCGGCACCAAUGCCUUUGCCAACAACAACUUAAGUCAUCUCUCAAAAGCCAUCAAGGGGUUCAUCCAGAGAGGCACCCAACCAAACGAAGCUCGUUCACUCUCUCUGAACAUCAACGAUGAAUGGUCCCAAGACUUUCUGGAUUUCUCCAUGGAUAGGGAUAACUCCUACUACCUUAGCUCACUCAAGCUACGAGGGAACAGAAUAUGCAGCCAGCUGCCUCUGUUUGUAAUCAUGCUGGGUGGUCUCACUAAGUUGUGUCUGUCAUUCCCUGAUGAUUAUAAGCUGAGUGGUAACUUUCUAGAUUCCCUGAGCAGAGUGAGUGGCUUGGAGUACCUGAAGCUGAUUGCAACUCAACUGGACAAGCUUGUCAUUGGACAAGGCGCACUCAGAAGCCUACAACGCCUAUGCGUCAUGGUAGAAGUCAUGACUGAGCUGGAAAUCCAAGAGGGAGCUAUGCCACGUGUCGAAGCACUCCAGUUGCUAUGUAAGAACAUGAAUGGCUUUAGUGGGACCACGAUCCAGUGCCUACCACGUCUUAAGGAGGUUGCUCUUCAUGAUGGACUGAGCAACCAAACAAAACAGGACUGGAAAGAAGCAGCAAAGAGACACCCAAGAUAUCCCAAGCUCUUAUUCGUCACGAGAGAAAUGGUUAAUGAGCCUACUGCGAAAUUUACCCCUGCGGCAACAAUUACUGAUAUGAUGGCCCAAGAAGUUCAUGUGGGAAGCAAGCUUGCAGGGAAUUUUGAUAGCCCUGUGAUACCGCCUACUGCUACGACGUUAUCAAUGACAACGCCUCCCGGUGCCAUUUCGAAUGGAGAGUCCGGUAAGCAAGCUUUACCGAUUGCUACUUCUGAGCUGAAAAGUGAGCCUGCUGUGGAAAUCCCCAUGGCACCAGCUGCUACUACUAAUAUGACAUUGCCGGUGAAUCAUGACGCUUCUGCUAAUGCACAACAAGAAUAUUCUGUACAAGUUGUUACUUCUGAGAUGGGAAGUGUGAUGGCUGCAAAAAUCCAUGUGGCGCCAGUCACUACUGAUAAUGCGACCUUCUCGGUGAAUCACGAUGCCUUUGCUAAUGCACAACAAGAAUGUUGUCCAAUCAACAACAUGGAAAGUUUUAAAAAGAAGACCUAA
Molecule: messenger RNA, 3261 nt
Organism: Triticum turgidum subsp. durum (durum wheat)
Lineage: Eukaryota; Viridiplantae; Streptophyta; Magnoliopsida; Poales; Poaceae
Source: the annotation of a GenBank genome assembly